Messenger RNA from Penaeus monodon (black tiger shrimp), 549 nucleotides. RefSeq names its product serine/threonine-protein kinase shk2-like. The record is from RefSeq and is a predicted model, not a curated record. The transcript is spliced from 3 exons. Gene Ontology annotation, biological process: signal transduction; protein phosphorylation. NCBI's taxonomy places the organism in Eukaryota, Metazoa, Arthropoda, Malacostraca, Decapoda, Penaeidae. Gene Ontology annotation, molecular function: ATP binding; protein kinase activity. Gene Ontology annotation, cellular component: cytoplasm. Bases 1 to 549 code for a protein of 182 amino acids.
AUGUCAUGGACUUUCCUCUAUCAAAAACGUUCCUCCAACCAAGACAUUCCUCGAACCAAAAACGUUCCUCGAAUCAAAAAACGUUCCUCCAAAUCAAAAAAGUUCCUCCAAACCAGAAACGUUCCUCCAACCCAGAAACGUUCCUCCAACCCAGAAACGUUCCUCCAACUUAGAAACAUUCCUCCAACCCAGAAACGUUCCUCCAACCAAAAACGUUCCUCCACCAAAAACGAAAAGAGGACCGACGAAGAGCUUGUGGAAGUGGCCAUCGAUCUUUGCAUUAAGAUACAGGAAAUCCAUCAGAAGAAAAUCAUUCACCGCGACCUGAAGGAGGACAACGUCCUAGUGGACGCUAAAGGAAAGGUGCACGUUAUCGACUUCGGCAACGCCGGUAUGGAGGGUGAAAAGUGUUCCUAUCGUAGAGCAAGUUGGUCCCCCAUGUGGAUGGCCCCCGAGGUCUUCUCCGUCGUCCUGAGCCAUCCCACCCAAGACGUAUACUCCGUCGGGUACUUGCUCAAGACAAUAGCCGAGGUCAUGGAAUCUCCAUAA